This is a messenger RNA of Prorocentrum cordatum, 498 nucleotides long. The record is from the annotation of a GenBank genome assembly. Lineage: Eukaryota; Dinophyceae; Prorocentrales; Prorocentraceae.
AGGCCGCUCCCGCGAUCGCGCAGAGCCUCAUCGUGAGGCCAGAGGACACCGCGGGCGCGGUGAAGGAACGAGCGGCUCGCGGUGCUCGAGCCCGCGGCGGCGCUGCCGGGCGCGCGCCUCUUCUGCGCCGGCAGGGAGCUCCACGACGAGACGAGGCUCGCCGACGCCGGGGUCAAGGAGGGCGCCUCCUUCGACCUCGUGGCCGGGGCCUCGGUGGAGGAGACUUCGCCCAGCAGCUUGCGGAGCUGCUGCAGGCGCAGGUCCUGCCCCUCGAGGAGCUCGGCCUCCUCUACAGCCACCGCCACGGAGCCACCACAGGUAAUGUCCUGAAGCUUCUGGGCCGGGACGAGACGUUGUCCCAGUUCCUCCAGGGCAGCAAGCAGUUUGUCGUCGAGGCCGGCCGGGUCCGCUCCGCUGCGGCGGCGGGGAGGCCGGCGGAGGCGGCGCUGCUGCGGAUCGUGGAGGAUGAAGAGACGCCCAGGGCCGAGGGAACAAAGG